AAAAAACAAGGAGCCUUUUCAGUGGACAACAUUAAACCAGUGAUUGUGCAGAAUAUUCCAUGCUUCCUGCAGCACAGCAUGACUUGGUUUCAGCAGGGGCUCAGCUUCAUCUUAGGGUCGCUCUUACUGGCAGCGUCCACAUGCCAUGGGAAACUGGUUUGUAAGGAGGGCCAGAGCGGUCCUACACAUCAAUCUGUGAAAGCCGUGUUAGACCUGCAACCCUUCAGGCCAGCUGUAAACCUCAGUAACCCCACCAUUGCCAACAUCUCCUUCACCCUUUAUGCCGUCCUCGGAGUGAAUGAAAAAGCUCAGAUACUGACUACAUUUCUGUGGCUCAGACUGUUCUGGCACAAUGAGUAUCUGGUUUGGGAGCCGGAGAAAUGCGAUGGUGUCACUAGGAUUUCUCUCCCUGUAAAGGAGCUGUGGUCUCCAGACAUCAUUGUUUACGAGUUUGUGGACGAUGAUGUCUCCCAAGCAUGUCCUUAUGUCUACGUGAACCACACAGGACACAUUCGCUGGGACAGGAUGCUGCGGCUUGUCUCAGCCUGCAACCUGGAGAUUUUCAGUUUUCCUUUCGAUGUGCAGAACUGCACAUUUACAUUUGGCUCUUACAUGCAUACAAUACGUGAUGUGAGACUCAGUCCAGCUCUGACUUUCAGUGAGAUGUCAGAAAACUCAAAGCAAUACCUGGAAGCCAGUGGAGAGUGGGAGCUGGUGGACUUAUUGGGGGAGACGUCCAUUCUGCGGUUUGGGAUUGACGAGUGGGACAUCAUCACCUUUUGGGUGGUCAUAAAGCGUCGUCCAGUGCUCUAUGUGGUUAACCUCCUGAUCCCGAGCUCCUUCCUCAUGCUCAUAGACAUCCUGUCAUUCUACCUGCCCCCCCAUAGUGUGGACCGAGCCUCCUUCAAAAUGACCCUGAUCCUGGGUUACACUGUUUUUCUGCUCAUCAUGAAUGAUCUGCUGCCCAGCACAGCUAAUGGGACUCCCAUCAUAGGUAUCUAUUUCUCUGUGUGUCUGGCUCUCAUGGUCAUCAGCCUCCUGGAGACAGUCAUCAUUACCAAUGUCCUCCAUCACAGCUCCAUGAAGUACCAGGAAGUUCCAAACUGGGUUAGAGUUGUUGUCCUUAAGCAUAUAGCCAAUCUGAUCUGCUACCGCUGGCCCGACGAUGUUCGUCCAAGUCACAAAGCACAGGAGGAUAAACCUGGAAGCUCAAGCUGUGGCACAGAAGCUUGGGUAAUCAGUCAUGGAAUUUANAAUGGGACUCCCAUCAUAGGUAUCUAUUUCUCUGUGUGUCUGGCUCUCAUGGUCAUCAGCCUCCUGGAGACAGUCAUCAUUACCAAUGUCCUCCAUCACAGCUCCAUGAAGUACCAGGAAGUUCCAAACUGGGUUAGAGUUGUUGUCCUUAAGCAUAUAGCCAAUCUGAUCUGCUACCGCUGGCCCGACGAUGUUCGUCCAAGUCACAAAGCACAGGAGGAUAAACCUGGAAGCACAAACUGUGGCACAGAAGCUUGGGUGAUCCAGCCGGUCAACCAAGCAGCGGACAGGCAUACAGCCUCCAAUGCAGAUACAGUUUCUCUCCCUGAGCUGCAGCUCAUCUGUCAGUACCUGAAGGACCUCCGAGCACAUCUUCUGUCUGUGCAGAAGGAGAGCGAGCUGCUGGACCAGUGGUGUCACGUGGGAUACGUCCUUGACUUCCUGCUGUUUCGUAUCUACUUGCUUCUGAUCAGCUGCUACGCCAUGGUCAUCAUUACUAUGUGGUGCAUCUGGAUCAGCCAAUCUUAACUGAAUGUGGUUCAUAUUAUUAUUGAGCUAUUUUUCUGUCCUG
Messenger RNA from Cyprinodon variegatus (sheepshead minnow), 1825 nucleotides. Its product is annotated as 5-hydroxytryptamine receptor 3A-like. Gene Ontology annotation, biological process: monoatomic ion transmembrane transport; regulation of membrane potential; chemical synaptic transmission. The coding region runs from base 79 to 1782 and encodes 567 amino acids. Lineage: Eukaryota; Metazoa; Chordata; Actinopteri; Cyprinodontiformes; Cyprinodontidae. The record is from RefSeq and is a predicted model, not a curated record. Gene Ontology annotation, cellular component: neuron projection; membrane; synapse. Gene Ontology annotation, molecular function: transmembrane signaling receptor activity; neurotransmitter receptor activity; extracellular ligand-gated monoatomic ion channel activity. The transcript is spliced from 11 exons.